GAGCUAAUUUGAUCGUUCCAGAAUCAUAAAGGAGCCAUCAAGCUAUCCGGCGCUAAUCACAUCAGUGACCCCCUCACACCCCCCCAACUUGCUAACAACUUCCAAGAAGUGGGGGACCGAUGAUCAGGUGAUGUGGGGAACUACUACUACGGCCAGGGCCAUCCCAUGAAACCCCACAGGAUCCGCAUGACACACAACCUCCUUCUAAACUACGGACUUUAUAGGAAAAUGGAGAUCUAUAGACCACACAAAGCCAGUGGUGAGGAGAUGACAAAAUACCACAGUGACGACUACAUUAAGUUCCUGAGGUCUAUCCGACCAGACAACAUGUCUGAGUACAGCAAACAGAUGCAGAGAUUCAAUGUCGGGGAGGACUGUCCUGUGUUUGAUGGUCUGUUUGAGUUUUGCCAGCUCUCAACAGGGGGCUCCGUUGCUGGAGCAGUGAAGCUGAACAAGCAGCAGACAGAUAUCGCCAUCAACUGGGCCGGCGGCCUCCACCACGCCAAGAAGUCCGAGGCCUCAGGUUUCUGCUACGUCAACGAUAUCGUACUGGCCAUCCUUGAGUUGCUCAAGUACCACCAGAGGGUGUUAUACAUAGAUAUUGACAUUCACCACGGUGAUGGAGUGGAGGAGGCCUUCUACACCACAGACAGGGUCAUGACUGUCUCUUUCCACAAAUAUGGGGAGUACUUCCCGGGCACUGGAGACCUGAGAGACAUUGGAGCUGGAAAGGGCAAGUACUAUGCAGUAAACUACCCACUUAGAGACGGCAUUGAUGAUGAGUCCUAUGAAGCCAUCUUCAAACCGAUCAUGGCUAAAGUCAUGGAGAUGUACCAGCCAAGUGCUGUGGUACUCCAGUGUGGAGCUGAUUCUCUGUCUGGAGAUAGACUGGGCUGCUUCAACCUUACCAUCAAAGGCCAUGCCAAAUGUGUUGAGUACAUCAAAAGUUUCAACCUGCCCUUGCUCAUGCUGGGCGGUGGUGGCUACACCAUCCGUAAUGUGGCCCGUUGCUGGACCUAUGAAACGGCCGUCGCCUUGGACUGCUCCAUCCCCAACGAGCUGCCCUACAAUGACUACUUUGAGUACUUCGGGCCUGACUUCAAGCUGCACAUCAGCCCGUCCAACAUGACCAACCAGAACACCAACGAGUACCUGGAGAAGAUCAAGCAGCGCCUGUUUGAAAACCUCCGUAUGCUGCCUCACGCCCCUGGUGUCCAGAUGCAGGCGAUCCCCGAGGACGCCCCCCACCCAGACAGCGGUGACGAAGAUGAGGAGGACCCCGACAAACGCAUUUCUAUCCGGGCCCAUGACAAGCGGAUAGCCUGUGAAGAGGAGUUCUCUGACUCUGAGGACGAGGCAGAGGGGCAGGGAGGAGGCCGCAGGAACGCAGCCAACCACAAGAAGGCUAAACGAGUGAAGAAGGAGGAAGAGAAGGAAGGAGAGGAAAAGAAAGUCCUGUUGCAUUGCUCCCUAGAAGUGAAAGAGGAGGAGAAGGAGGAAGACAAGAUGGACACAUCAGGACCAAAAGAGGAGGUGAAGACAACUUGAAGUCUGGCACAGGGAGAAAGUGAUGGUUGUACUGUUGCCCUCAAGCCCCACGGAUUCCUAUACCCUCCUCCUAUGUUGAUAGGACCUUCUGUAUUCCCGUUUUAUUACGUGUUCUUCUGAGUGAACCUGGUUUACAUUGCAUUACUGCAUUCAUUUCCAAGCUCAGUGAAGCACAAGUUGUGUGGGUGUUGACCACAAAGUUUACACAGCCACAUCAGAGUAUUAGAUCAAUGAUAAAAUGUGAAGGAUUUCUCAUUGAAAAUUUGCCCCUUUCUAUUCUGAGUGUAAACCCCACCCACCUGGAGCUCCAUGUAGUAUAGAACAAAUGCCAUAAAUCCUUUCCAGCUGUUGUGUGAACCAGGUCUGCUUUAAUGUGAAGAAAACCACCCAGAGCGCUACUGUUCCUAUCAUGUCAGUUCAGAUUUAACAUGUUUGUGGGGCCCAAGCUAAAAUACCUGCAGAGACGUCGAUUUAUAAGUCUAGUGCGCACAUGCAAAAAGGCUUCUCUGUUUUUAAACAUCUAUUUAUGAUACUGUUAGAAUAACCAGCAUUUGCCGUGUUAAUUUAUCAGUGAAUGCAUGUUUAGAAUGAUAUCGCCUUAAGCAUGUACAUGUUACUGUCCCUUUGCCCAGACAUUCCCUGGUCUCUGCUCAGUAAGUUAUUUUAAAUCAUGAAUGCACAGUCUCUCCCUUUAGCCCGUCUUCCUAUGAAUAUCUGGUCAAUGGUUUUCCUUUUUUUUCUUCCUGAAUUGUUUGUAUGUUAAUGUGUGAAUGGGUGUGAACCCUUUCAGAGGGUUAUGUUGGGAAGUGAAUGAGCCGUUUUAGAUAUUUUGUACCAUUAUACAUAAAGGUGGAGUGAGCUGGUACAAUGGCCCUCCACAUGUGGUUGUAUGGAGUUCUAUCCUUGUGAAAUGUGCAUUAUCAUAACUUUGUUAUAAAAAAUAAAGAAAACUGAUCUGCA
Xiphias gladius (swordfish) is the source of this 2508-nucleotide messenger RNA. RefSeq names its product histone deacetylase 1 (gene hdac1). The record is from RefSeq and is a predicted model, not a curated record. Gene Ontology annotation, molecular function: histone deacetylase activity. The transcript is spliced from 12 exons. NCBI's taxonomy places the organism in Eukaryota, Metazoa, Chordata, Actinopteri, Istiophoriformes, Xiphiidae. Bases 166 to 1548 code for a protein of 460 amino acids.